GGAACCACCAGUGAUUUAUUUUUAAAAAUUAAAAUCCGCGGGGAUGUACAGAAAAAGGAGGUUUAGUUUACCAAACAGUCUUAUGCGUCAUUCUGCAGGCUCAGUGCAUGCAAGGCUUGUUCUUCCUCUUCUAAAGCAUUUACUCUCGAUCGUCCUGCAAUAGAAGGAAAACAGAAUCCAUUAACACAAUAUACAUAAUGAUUUUGACACUGUUACAGACCUGUAACGAAGCUAUAAUUAUCAUGGUGAUGUUGCUAACCUGUUCUGUUUUCUUUCUAUUUCAGGGCGACCAAACAUAAACGCCUUGGAAGCUGAGGAACAAGCCCUGAGUGCUCUGAACUUACACGAUGACUUAUAAGACUUUGGUACACUAACCCCCCUUCUCCUGUAAGAACCCCCGCGAAAAAUUUAAUUUGAAAAAUAAAGAGUGCUGUGACCGUACUUCGUGUUCUCUCUUGGUGUGAAGUGUUGAGCUAACCCGGUGUGUUGCAAUUUUAGAUCUGAUCCGUUGUUCAUUAACUGCUGAUUACCCGUGCUACAUUUUUGGUGAUAGAGGUUCCUAUUGAAAAACUCAAAUCAAAACCAGAGGAACCCCCGGUGCUGCCAGUUAAGGCAACAACUACCGCAAGUCCUCGCCAGCCACCACCUUUGGAAACGUCGUCAGAUUAUGCUGUCUGGAAAUUUAGAGUACAAGCAUAUUUGCGCAAGGUACCCGCUUUCGAACAUUUCGACUACAUUGUAUCGUUCCUCAGUGACGAGGCUGUUAAACGAGCAACAGCUUAUGGGUUCUCAACAAAUAAUUCUCGAUCUAAAAACUGGAAUAUACUAGAUGAGUGUUUCUCAUUACCUGUGGACAAUCAACAGCUGACUAUCCAAUUUUUGUCACGUCAGCAAUCGGCCGGUGAAAACCCUAUCGAAUACUUGGAUCCCUUACAACAAAUUGCGGUAAAAGCGUUCCAUGAACUGGAUGUCGACAAAAGAGACGAUUUGGUAAGCUCCCGUUUCGUAGAAGGGCUCGUGCACAACCCCCUAAGAGAACAACUACUUCGAAUGCCAGCAGCAAAUACCACCCAACUGAAGAAGACCGUCCUCAGAUUUAUGACAGCAGAUAGAUUGUCCCGCCCACCAGAAGCUCCACCACAUUCACUGAUGACAGUAGGGCAUAAUAUAGAACCGAGGCAGGUAGAUAAUCUUCCGAAAGCAACAGCGAUUUCACACAUUCCCAGCCAGACUAUUAGCCGUGGGGCAUCAAACUCGACAUGGAACAAACGACCACCAUAUAAUAGUUACCACAGUCGUCAACCAAGAUGUAUGUAUUGCAGGCGGUUUGGCAGGCGUGCCUGGAGAUGUGGACACAACCGACCUCGUAAUCCAGGUGAGCCACAUAUUUAUCACUUAUCUUCAUGUCAUGUUAAUCACAUCAGCCCCACCACCCUCAAAGGUAGAGUACAAGGUGUGGAGAUUGACAUAUUGCUAGACACUGGAGCCUCCGUAUCCCUGAUUAAGGAAGCGUUCUUAAAGAGACUACACCAUAAAGUACAGCAAAAACGAUGCUCCUCAGCAUUAAUAACAGCUAGUGGGGACCCUCUUAAAGUGUGUUAUAAGACAGAGUUAGACUUAACAAUGGAGAGAUGUUCGGUUCGCCAUGAGUUUUUAGUUUGCCCUACAUUAACCUGGGACAUGAUAUUGGGCGUAGAUUUUAUGUUAAAACACCAAGUAUCUAUAUUUAUGGAUAGAUCAGAAGCUAAAAUCGGCGAGGUUACGGUACGCUUACACCAGUAUGCAGGGACAAGCAAGCCUGUAACUCACAUUGGAAUUUUAGAGCUGGUACGUCAGGUAGAGAGCAACCAAAUAAUACAGGGAAUUGACCGUCGUGCAACGGUGGCUGUGCUCCGACAGUUUAGUUCGGUGUUCGAGGAAAGCAUCUCUAGAAAUCGUACGAAUACAGUGCAACACUCUAUUUUCACAGGGGAUCACAUGGCAAUCCGACAGCCACCUCGUAGAGUACCCGUACACUACCGACCACAACUAGAGUCGAUGAUAAAGGAUAUGUUAGACAACAGGUGCGAAGCCGUACCCAUUCCGCAGCAAGACGCCCUAACGGUCGCACGCGCUUUCAUUGACCAUCGGGUUUCCCGUUAUGGCGCCCCACUCUCACUCCACUCCGACCGGGGCACGGCCUUCGAAAGUCAUCUCAUUACUGAAAUUUGCAAGUUGCUCGGAAUAAGGAAGACGCAUGCUACCGCAUACCAUCCUGAAGGUAACGGCCUAGUAGAAAGGACAAAUAGAACCAUUAAAGCUAUUUUACAAUCGUUCAUCAGUAGAUCGUCAUCCGAGUUGUGGGAUGAGGUGCUUCCUCAAUGUAUGCUCGCUUAUCGAACAUCGGUACAUGGGUCUACGGGAUUCUCGCCUGCUAUUUUACUAUUCGGACAUGAACUACGCCUUCCAGUAGAGAUUCAGUCGCCUCUGCUACCGUACGAAGAACAAGAAUACAUACCGUACAUCCGUACUCUCCGUAACCGCCUGGCUGAUGCGUACCGCUUAGUUAACAUCAACUCGCGCAAGGCUACUAACCGUCAAAAAGAGGUGUACGAUCGCCAGAUGCAAGGACCAGUAUAUAAAGUCGGAGACCGUGUCUGGCUACGCCACCCCAUGACAUCAAUAAGGAGUUAUAGUAAAUUUCACCAGCUUUGGCACGGCCCCUUCGAAAUCGUCCUCAUCCGUUCCCCCACGACUGUUGUGUUACGUAACCCGCAACGACCUCAGGACGACGUAAUAACGGUGCACUACAAUCAAAUAAAGCCAGAUCGGAUGACAGUACCUACUGAUGCUCAGUUCACAAAUCCACCACCCGCUACUAGUUUUUACGAUACCGGCUGAAGGAGGAGCAGCAUAUCCUUGUCCGAUUCCAGGCACUGAGGACAGUGCCUCAUUAGGAGAGGGGGUGGUGUAACGAAGCUAUAAUUAUCAUGGUGAUGUUGCUAACCUGUUCUGUUUUCUUUCUAUUUCAGGGCGACCAAACAUAAACGCCUUGGAAGCUGAGGAACAAGCCCUGAGUGCUCUGAACUUACACGAUGACUUAUAAGACUUUGGUACACUAACCCCCCUUCUCCUGUAAGAACCCCCGCGAAAAAUUUAAUUUGAAAAAUAAAGAGUGCUGUGACCGUACUUCGUGUUCUCUCUUGGUGUGAAGUGUUGAGCUAACCCGGUGUGUUGCAAUUUUAGAUCUGAUCCGUUGUUCAUUAACUGCUGAUUACCCGUGCUACAGACCUAUUCACUAAUAGUCUGGUUUCUCCUAUGAACAGCACGAGGGUUUCCAAUAGGCACGAAACUGGUGAGCUCUGUGAAACACAAACUUGAUUUCAUUUUCGAUUAUUAAUUUAAUUUUUUUCGCUUGAUUGUAAAAGUAGACUUACUGUUUAUCCGUAAACUAAGUUAGGCAUAUAUAUUUAUACGUAGUUUUUUAUUGUCUUAAGGUAUUCGUGCUCUAGUAAUCAUUUUUUGUACUACGUUUAUUACUAUAUUGGUCAUACACCUCAUUUCAGACUCAAUACAAACUCCGAACCUGGAGGAUUUGUCACCAGUGGACAUAGACACUGUUAUGACUACGAAAUUCCGACUUCCAGAAUUUGAUCGUAGUGAUCCUGAUUUGUGGUUUGCUCAACUAGAGCAUUAUUUCACGAGACACUAUCAAAUCUGAAGGGAUUUGCUAUAAAGACUUGUGUUCUAUCCUUCCUACUUCAGUCGCCGAAGAACUCCCUGACUUGAUUUUAAGCCCACCAUCACCACAACCAUACACCAUCUUAAAACCAGAGGUCAUGAACCGUUUAUCAUUUGUAGCGUGGUGUCGAGUUGAGCUGAACUAUGAACACCGCUACCAGACUACUUGCCAAUAGACCAAUAAAAUUCCGAUAGGCCAAAAUAUCAGAAGGCAGAUGAUUGUAGUAGUCGUAUAUAUUUGUUGGCGAUCUCGUGGUAUCGAAAGAAUACCGAGAUCGUGCCAAAGGAGUACAAGCGUGGUUACUGAGCGUAACCGGAUUCGUACAAGUUCGAAGUCAACGGGAGAGUAAGU
Schistosoma spindalis is the source of this 4072-nucleotide messenger RNA. Lineage: Eukaryota; Metazoa; Platyhelminthes; Trematoda; Strigeidida; Schistosomatidae. The record is from the annotation of a GenBank genome assembly.